AUUGCGAUUAUCAGUCGUUUUACCGAAAAAUUUCCCAAGAACCUAAUCAGCAAAAUUUUCAUAUUUGAAGCAGGUCUGCUCACUCAGCUGCGUGACUUCCUUAAGAAAAGCUGCAGACGUCAUGGGAAGUUGAAGGAAGGUAACAGAUCGAAAUGACAACCUGACAGCUACAUCAGCAGAAUUUCGUGACUUCUUCCGUUUUAGCUCGUGAUGGCGAAGGGCGUAUGUUGGAUUUCCGGUCAAAUUUGUCAGAUGUAGGGGGGGAGAUUACCGCACAAAAUAAUGGCGUUUGAGGGUAUUAAGGUUUGUUUUGUCAGUCUAGUUCACCAUAAUUUCGUGAUAGGCAGAUGAUCAGAUGCUAUCUACCUAUCCCCCCUUUUUUACACCCUCGUGACUUUUAAACACUGAUUUAAGAACAUUUUGUCUUCUUAUCGCUUAAACGGUUCAAGAUUGGGAAAGUGAAACACCUCUUUAUCAUGGAGAAACGAAUACUGAUGAUUCGUGCGGCAACUAUUUUGCUCUUGUCGAUGGCCGUAGAAAAAUCAAGCGAGAAUCUUCUUCCAUCACUUCAGUUUACACGCGACACGCUGAUGGGCUUUUCAAUGGGCUCAGAGCGAGAAGUAAAAAUUCUCACACCGAAGAAAACCACGAAAGAAAUUCCUAAUCGUGACAACUCCAACGUUAAGAACACUGGUGUUAAGAUUUUUACGAAAAAGUUCAUGAAAGGUAAAGGAGGAAAAAAGGUAUUCAAAGGAGCUUCUGGACCUAAACCUGGCAUAUCUCCAUCGGGUCAUGGCACGGUUAUACCAGCGACUCGAAAACCAGUGACGCAAACAGUGAUCACAUAUCAGAGAAAACGAAAGACAUACAGACCUCGCGCUACGCCAUCAAACAAGUUUCUUGAAGCCAUCAACGACAUCGAACGCGCUGUUGCGAAUGCUAGGGCUUCAGGAGUCCGCUACAACGGUGAUACACUGCCGAAAUUAAAGAGGCUUAUCGUAAGGGCGAUCAGGAGCAAAAGCUACAAGUAUGCGCGCGAGGUUUUGGGACAGAUCAUGUAUAUUCUUAGCUCAAAAUCAUCGCCACCAAGACGCGGAAAACGGGCUUCUGAAAACAGCGCAAACCAAAGUAAACAAUUUAUUCAGGGGCUCCGAACUCAGCUUGGAAGCUCGACGUUUGAUAGCUUCAUGGCUGUUCAGGGAGAUGUGUCUCUUAUGUUUGUCAUUGAUGACACCGGAAGUAUGGGCGAUGAAAUUCAAGCUACAAAGAACAUCGCAAUUGAUAUCAUCAAUUAUCCACGUCAAGCUCCUGUGGAGUACAUUCUGUCACCAUUCAAUGACCCUCUCCCAGGUGAGUCACUAUCACCAGUGGUUGUCCUGGACGAAAUUGAAGCAGGAGAGUUUGUGAAAGCUAUAAACAAUCUUACGCCCCAUAAGGGAGGUGACUGCCCCGAGUACGCAUUUACUGGCAUGCUAGAGGCACUCUAUCAAGAGCCACAGUGGGGCUCCCCUAUGUACGUGUUCACUGAUGCUGGUCCGAAAGAUGCAACGGAUGAAUACAUCGAGGAAGUGAAACACUUGGCUGGCGCUGAAGAAUACGGCGUGACAAUUAACUUUUUUACAACAGGUGAGUGCAAUGAUAAUCUAAGCUUUUAUUUGUUCUCGUCACGCAAUGUAUGCUCUCUUGUUUUAAGCGAUAGUGUCACGGAACAAUAUAAACCUCUUACGGGAGGAGUACUUGAAGGAACUAAUGUCAUCAGUGUUGGCUCAAAUAUGUCGGGAAGAAAGAAGCGGAACGUUGACAGGGCAAGAAGCAGCCGAUAUAGCAUUCCAGUGGACGAGUCCAUCGAGAAAUUGAUCAUAUCAGUGACCACCACAAAGAUAUAUACAAAAGGUAAGGGAAUCACUUUAACAGAUCCCGACAAUAUCGUUAUCACAUCUGGAAAACGCAGCCUGUCUCAGAUCUCCGUUUACCAGAUUGACAACCCCAAAAAGGGAGGCUGGACUCUAGCUGUGUCAGGGAGCAAUGGAGGUCACGAAUUUUACGUCAAAUCUACUAGUGAGACAAACGUCGACUUCGAACAUUACUUCCUUAUUCCAUUAAGCCGAAGGCGUCGUCGGGAGACGUCUGAAGUACCUAUUUCAAAUCCAGUAAUUGGCAAAGCGAACAAGGUGGUUAUAACAGUCGCAGGUUCUGAGAAAGUCAAUUCAAGCUCCGUGCGUUUGGAACUCAUUACCACUGAAGGAACUAGGAUCAGUGACGUCACACUACAGACAGCUGACCAUGUCCAUUUCACCUCAAGCUUCACUCCUCGUGCAACUCAGCCAUUCAAAUUCAAGCUCAGAGGCAUCACUCGUGGCGGGAACCCGUUUGAAAGGAUUUCGCACCAGACAAUCAAACCGACGACGGUCGUGCUUAGGGGAAAGUAUGCCAGCAAUGACUAUACCCUCCCUCUAGGAAGAGUCUCGUUUGUUCAUUUUCAGCUGUGCAAUUUCGGUGCCAGUGAAUUUUUUGACGUGACCACCGUAAAGGACAAGAUGGGGUACUUGCUCUCUCGGAAUGUGAGAUCAAGGCGGGUGACAAAGGGCCGUUGUGCUACACUUUCCGUUCGCGCUAAAGCUACACGUCCUACUGAUGUAGACAAAACAGAUAUUGUGUUUUUAAUCGCCAAGGGUCAAACAUCUAAAGUUGUUGCUUCACAAGCAAUGCGUCUGUUCGUUGUCUCUUAAGAUCAUGGGAGUCACAUCGGAAGUAUUUUAGCUAAUAAACGACAGCAAAUGUAAACAAAGAAAAGCAUCUAGAAUAAAAGAAUAGAGAAUAAAGAAGUUGAUAUCAGGACCAUG
This is a messenger RNA of Stylophora pistillata, 2843 nucleotides long. Its product is annotated as von Willebrand factor A domain-containing protein 7. Lineage: Eukaryota; Metazoa; Cnidaria; Anthozoa; Scleractinia; Pocilloporidae. The record is from RefSeq and is a predicted model, not a curated record.